UCUAAUCAUCUGCCAAAGAAACCCAAUAUUAGAGCGCAGCCUAAUUAAAAUAUUUGUGUUUUGUUUUUUUACCCCAGCUGCCAUUGAUGAACCACACGAUCAAACCGUUGACGAGGGGUUUAUAAUCUAAUCAAACGGUGUAAAACCGGUGAAACACGCGUGUACAUACACCAUCCCGCAUUUGAUAAUUUUAGAUUUUAAGUUUAAAAAAUCCUGAGGAUGUUGCCUUGAAAGAGUCUCUCAUUGACUUGACUCUUUCCUAUAAAUACACCUUUCCACUCUCUCUUCUCCACUGUCAAAUCAAAUCCCUCUUCCUCUUCAAUUCUCUGUUUCCUCCAAAAUGGCUACACCAAACGAAGUAUCAGCUCUUUUCCUCAUCAAGAAGUAUCUCCUCGACGAAUUGUCUCCGUUGCCUACUACUGCCACCACCAAUCGAUGGAUGAACGAUUUCACGUCAUUUGAUCAAACCGGUUUCGAGUUUUCUGAAUUUGAAACCAAACCGGAAAUAAUCGAUCUCGUCACUCCCAAACCGGAGAUUUUUGAUUUCGAUGUGAAAUCUGAAAUUCCAUCUGAAUCGAACGAUUCCUUCACGUUCCAAUCGAAUCCUCCUCGCGUUACUGUUCAAUCCAAUCGAAAACCGCCGUUGAAGAUCGCACCACCGAACCGAACCAAGUGGAUUCAAUUCGCAACCGGAAAUCCUAAACCGGAACUUCCCGUACCGGUUGUAGCAGCAGAGGAGAAGAGGCAUUACAGAGGAGUGAGGAUGAGGCCGUGGGGGAAAUUCGCGGCGGAGAUUCGAGACCCGACUCGUCGUGGAACUCGUGUUUGGCUCGGGACGUUUGAGACGGCGAUCGAAGCGGCUAGAGCUUACGACAAAGAAGCGUUUAGACUACGAGGAUCAAAGGCGAUUCUGAAUUUCCCGCUUGAAGUUGACAAGUGGAAUCCACGCGCUGAAGAUGGUCGUGGCCUGUACAACAAACGGAAGAGAGACGGCGAGGAGGAGGAAGUGACGGUGGUUGAGAAAGUGCUAAAGACGGAGGAGAGUUACGACGUUAGCGGCGGCGAGAAUGUUGAGUCAGGUUUGACGGCGAUAGAUGACUGGGAUUUGACGGAGUUUCUGAGCAUGCCGCUUUUAUCGCCGUUAUCUCCACACCCACCGUUUGGUUAUCCACAAUUGACCGUUGUUUGAAUUCUAUUUUUCUGUUUGGGUCAGCUUGUUGUAUGCUGACGUGGAAUUAUGCUAUAUCUUUUGCUUAUUUUAUGUUCACAUUCGAGCAAAAUUUAUUCAUUCGUUUAUUUGUUUUUUAAUACAACUCUUGAUAUUUCUAAAUUCUAACC
This is a messenger RNA of Arabidopsis thaliana (thale cress), 1338 nucleotides long. RefSeq names its product ethylene responsive element binding factor 6 (gene ERF6). NCBI's taxonomy places the organism in Eukaryota, Viridiplantae, Streptophyta, Magnoliopsida, Brassicales, Brassicaceae. Gene Ontology annotation, biological process: ethylene-activated signaling pathway; regulation of DNA-templated transcription. Gene Ontology annotation, molecular function: DNA binding; DNA-binding transcription factor activity. Gene Ontology annotation, cellular component: nucleus. Bases 341 to 1189 code for a protein of 282 amino acids. The record is from RefSeq and is marked reviewed. The transcript has a single exon.